Molecule: messenger RNA, 285 nt
Organism: Necator americanus (New World hookworm)
Lineage: Eukaryota; Metazoa; Nematoda; Chromadorea; Rhabditida; Ancylostomatidae
Exons: 2
Coding region: 1-285 (94 amino acids)
Source: RefSeq, a predicted model, not a curated record
AUGGGCUGUGAUGGAGAAGGCGAGAACUGGUCAACAAGGCCGGGCGUAAGCGUAAUCAGCAGUGGCGAGCAGAAGCACGGUUGUGAUGCUGCGUUGUACACACCAGUACUUAAGGAUACUGCACAGUGCGUAGAUCUCAUUCGCCUUGGUGACAAUCUUCAAGAACGCGGUGGUUUACCAACCGCGCUAGUCGGUGAAACUGACUCGAAACCUCGAACCAUUUUCAGGCCUUUGAAAAAGACGAGUUUGUCGAAACGUCAGGCCAAUAAAAAAAGUUUCACUUAA